AUGGUGGCCAUUAGUACCUUCUUCCGCCUCCUCCUACUGAUCUCCUUCGUGCAAGCACUUGUCCCGCAGGACACUAUCUUCGACGUCGAGCUAGUCCACCGCGACUCCCCGAAGUCGCCACUGUUCAACAGCUCGAUGACACCCUUCGAUCGCCUGCAGGCUGCCGUCGUCCGCUCGGUCAACCGAGCUAGCUACUUGGACAACCGCAUCGACAUGAAGACCUCCAUCAACAUAGAGCUCGGCUUGCGUUAUGAUGACGGGGAAUUCUUGAUGCGGUUCAGGAUGGGCACGCCAAACUCGCAAUCUAUGUGGGGCAUCGUUGACACCGGUAGCGACCUAAACUGGGUCAAUUGCGUUGGCUGCCAAUGCUUCAAGAAGAAGACCACCACCCUAUUCAAUCCUAAUGCAUCCCUCUCCUACAAGAAGUUAUCUUGCUUUUCCGAUGAGUGCAGGAGCUUUAGACUGGGUCAUUGCAAUGAUGAUCAGAUAUGUCAGUACCAUGCCACCUACGGUGACGGCUCCAACAUUGACGGAAUUUUCUCCUCGGAAACCUUUAGUUUCACCUCGUUAGGUACAAACCAAAAUACCUUCAUUCCAAAUAUGGUAUUCGGUUGCAACUUCCGGUCCUUGCACAUCCAAAUUGACGACCCCGGCAGCUUCAUUGGGUUGGGCCCCGGGUCGCCGUCUCUGAUCCAUCAGCUCGCCCCUAAGUACAUUAGUAAGUACUUCUCCUACUGCUUGGACAUGCUCCGUGGGGGAGAUGCCAGCAGGCUCUUCUUGGGACGUGGCAAACAGACGGUCACCGGAAAGACGACGGUCACGCCGCUCAUGACGCAAGAUGGCUUCUACGCCGUGCAACUUAACACCAUCUCGAUCCCGGAUGAGUUCGACAUCUUGCUUACUAGGAGGUCCAAGUUGGGGGCUGGCAACAUCAUCUUCGACUCUGGCACUGUCAUGACCAUGCUCAACACUCAAGUGGUGGACCAGUUGGUGAGGGCAUUGACGGAUUACAUUAGCUUGCCAACUGUGAAGACGGGCGAAUACAAAUUGUGCUUCAAUGUGUCCUCGACAGAGCAAGAGGAGCAGCUGCCAGGGUUGUGGUUCUCGUUUGCUGGGACAUUGGGGAACUUCAGGGUGAGCCCUGAUAACUUGUUUAGGUGGUAUAGUGAUCAAGUGAAAUGCAUGGUGAUACUGGGAACGAGUGGUACACAGAUCUUUGGGAAUAUUAUGCAACAAGAUGUUUUGGUUGGGCAUGAUCUAGAUAAAAUGGAAUUGACCAUUAUAGAUAAAAGAUGCAUCGAUUUAUACAAUCCCUAA
Messenger RNA from Zingiber officinale, 1317 nucleotides. RefSeq names its product probable aspartic protease At2g35615. Bases 1 to 1317 code for a protein of 438 amino acids. The record is from RefSeq and is a predicted model, not a curated record. Gene Ontology annotation, cellular component: extracellular region. Lineage: Eukaryota; Viridiplantae; Streptophyta; Magnoliopsida; Zingiberales; Zingiberaceae. The transcript has a single exon.